AUGGGACGAAAGCGCGGGGGAGAUGGAGGCGGGGAGAUGGAGAUGCCCAGCGGAUUCCCCAAUGUGCCGGCAGGAGCCCUGGACCCUGCGGCCCUGGGCUUCCCGUUCCCGGGCAUGCCAGGGGGCCCUCCGGGCACUGUGCCCCCGAAGAUGCCCGGCGCUCCUCCGGGUGCUCCCCUGGGUCCUCCGGGUGCUCCGGGAAUGCCUCCGGGCCUCCUGCCUGGGCUCGGGCUCCCAGGCUUGCAGAUGCCUCCAGGUGGCCUCCCCUCCUUUCCGGGCGCCAAGAUGCCGCCGCCGCCCCCGGGUCUCGGAGGCCUCGGGCUCGGACUGCAGCUGCCGCCAGGCAUCGGCCCACCGCAGGCACUCCCCAAGCUGCCGAUGCCUGGGUUGCCACCGGGGUCAAUGGACUCCGAAGCUCUGGCCCAGAUGCGGUUUCAGCAAGUGGCAACAGAGUACGAGCAGAUCAAGAAUGCUGGAAUUGACCCUCAAGUGUCGGAACUUGCAGAGUACCAUGGACUAGAUGAUCGCGCCACGCGGGCGCUGGACGAAGAAAUGAAGAAGCGAAGAGCGACGUUUGAGUCUGACUUGCAAGCCCUAUGGGUGGGCUUGGAAGGGGCAAAGAACCCGUCAGGAAUGCUCAUGAUGAAGCUGAAGGAUAUGCGAAUGGGGACCUUUAAGGGCAUGACCGCCCUGGACAAGCAGAUCCACGACUUUGCGAAGCGAAAUCGCCUCGAUGCUCAAGCGGCGGUGAAGCUGGCGGAGGUUCUCCACAACCGUGAUGACAUUGAAGCUGACCUCAGCAAGAUCCAAAAGCACCUCGAGCGCUCCAACAAGCCCUCCUCCUUGGUCAUGAUGAUGCUUCGGGAUCUACGGGAGGGCAAACCCAUCAAGGAGCCCGGAUAUGCCCCAGCGAUCGGGAGCAAGGUGCAUGAGAAAGAGCUGCGCGCAACCCAGAAGGACUCACAAGAGCCGCACUCCACCGAAAGGCAGUGGUUCUGGCAGACUAAACCCUAA
Molecule: messenger RNA, 1014 nt
Organism: Symbiodinium natans
Lineage: Eukaryota; Dinophyceae; Suessiales; Symbiodiniaceae
Source: the annotation of a GenBank genome assembly